GGUGUUUACGGCGGAGCCGGCGGAGCUGCAGCGCCGGGAGCUCUGCCCGUGCCCGCUGCCCGUGCCCGUCCGUGCCCGCUGCCCGCUGCCCGCAGCCACAAUGUCAAGAGGAGACACGUGUAUCACCAGGACAAUGAAGUCGUACCAGAAGCUGACAACAACACAUCCAGCAGCAUGCCGGCUGGAAGAGGAAGGGGCUGCCCCGAUGCCCUCCGGCCAUGGGAAGCUGGCCCCAUGGUGGGUGGGCAGUGGGCUGCUGGUGGCCGCUGUCCUGCUGAGCACCAUCACUGUCUGGGUGCUGCGCCAAGUGUCGGGGGGCUGGCUCGGGCCCAUGGCACCCCCAAAAUGUCUCCUGGUUCCUGAGAGUCAUCGCUUCGACUGCUACCCGGAGCGGCGCGUGGUGGUGACCCAGGAGCUCUGUGAAAGCCGAGGGUGCUGCUUCAUCCAGAGCCCCCCGCCAGCAGAGGGCAAGCAGGGGGUGCCCUGGUGCUUCUAUCCCCCUGACUUCCCCAGCUACACCCUGGAGAGCCUCAACCAGACAGCUCUGGGCAUGGUGGGGGUGCUGGUGAGAAGGGAGAAGGCCUAUUACCCCCGGGACAUCCAGAAGCUGAGGCUGGAUGUGGAGUUUGAGACAGACACACGGCUGCACAUCAAGAUAACAGAUGCAGCCAACCCACGCUAUGAGGUUCCCCUUGAUGUUCCCCAGGUGAUGAAGAGAGCAGAAAACCCCAUCUACAGUCUGAACUUCUCCUGGGACCCCUUUGGGGUGCUGCUGCAGCGCAAGGCAACAGGGACAGUGCUGCUAAACACCACCGUGGCCCCCUUGAUCUUUGCUGAUCAGUUUCUCCAGAUAUCCACAUCACUGCCAUCCAAGUUCCUCUAUGGGCUGGGGGAGCACCGUGACAGGUUCCUGCACAGCCUGGACUGGAACACCCUCACACUCUGGGCCCGGGACGUCCCUCCCACGGAAUCAUUCAACCUGUAUGGUGCCCACCCCUUCUACCUGCUGAUGGAGGAGGAUGGAAAUGCUCAUGGUGUUUUCCUACUCAACAGCAAUGCCAUGGAGGUGGUUCUGCAGCCUGCUCCAGGCCUGACCUGGAGGACCAUUGGAGGGGUGCUGGAUUUUUACAUCUUCCUGGGGCCUGAUCCCAACAUGGUCAUCCAGCAGUACCAGCAGGUGAUAGGUUUCCCAGCCAUGCCACCCAUCUGGGCUCUCGGCUUCCACCUCUGCCGCUGGGGCUACGGAUCCAGCAAUGAGACGUGGCAGACUGUGAGAGCCAUGAGGAACUACCAGAUCCCCCAGGAUGCGCAGUGGAAUGACAUCGAUUACAUGGAUGGGUACCGGGACUUCACCUUGGAUUCCCAGAAAUUCACCUCCCUCCCCUCGCUGGUGGAAGACCUCCACAAACAUGGGCAGCACUACGUUAUGAUCUUGGAUCCUGGCAUCAGCAGCACCAGCCCUCACGGCUCCUACUGGCCUUUUGAUGAAGGCUUGAGACGGGGCUUGUUCCUCAACACCACCAAAGGGCAGCCUCUCAUCGGGCAGGUCUGGCCUGGUUUCACUGCCUUCCCAGACUUCUCCAACCCAGACACGCACCAGUGGUGGCUGGAGAACCUGCAGCACUUCUAUUCCCACGUGCCCUUUGAUGGCCUCUGGAUUGACAUGAAUGAGCCAUCCAACUUCAUGGAUGGGUCUGAACAUGGCUGCCCCCCAGGAGAGCUCGACAGCCCUCCCUACACUCCAGCCGUGCUGGGCGAUUCCCUCUCUGCAAAGACGGUGUGUGCCUCAGCAGAGCAGAAAGUCUCGGUGCACUACAACCUCCACAACCUCUAUGGGCUGAUGGAAACCAAAGCCACAGCAAGCGCCUUGGUGAAGAUCCGGGGGAAGCGCCCCUUCAUCAUCUCCCGCUCCACCUUCCCCAGCCAGGGCCGCUACUCAGGGCACUGGCUGGGCGACAACCGGAGCCAGUGGAAGGACAUGUACUACUCAAUUCCAGGGGUGCUGAGCUUCAGCCUCUUUGGCAUCCCGCUGGUGGGGGCAGACAUCUGCGGAUUCUCUGGCAGCACCUCGGAGGAGCUGUGCACCCGCUGGACGCAGCUCGGUGCCUUCUACCCCUUCGCUCGCAACCACAACACCCAGAAGGAGAAGGCCCAGGACCCCACAGCGUUCAGCCCUGCAGCCAGGACAGCCAUGAAGGACGUGCUGCUGACCCGCUACUCCCUCCUGCCCUUCCUCUACACCCUUUUCCACCGUGCCCACCUGCAAGGGGACACCGUGGCCCGGCCCUUGUUCUUUGAGUUCCCUGGGGAUGUGGCCACGUGGGAGCUGGACAGGCAGUUCCUGUGGGGCAGGAGCCUGCUGGUGACACCAGUGCUGGAGCCUGGGGUGGACUCAGUCACAGGUUAUGUCCCCCGAGGCAUGUGGUACGACUUCUACACGGGCUCCUCAGUGAACAGCAGUGGGGAGCUGUUGAAGAUGUCAGCCCCUCUGGAGCACCUCAACCUGCACAUCCGGGAAGGUUCCAUCCUGCCCACCCAGAAACCAGGAACCACCACAGAGGUGACCCGAGGGAACCCCCUGCGUCUCAUUGUGGCCUUGUCCUCGGAUGCCACUGCCUGGGGUGACCUUUUCUGGGAUGAUGGUGAGAGCCUGGACACCUUUGAGAAGGGCAACUACUCCUACGUGAUGUUCAAUGUCACACAGAACAUCUUCACCUCCACCGUCCUCCAUGCCAAUGCUGAGGCCACCAAGGUCACUAUUGGCACACUGAGCAUCUUUGGGGUGCAGAAGCCGCCCAGCAAGGUCCUCCUGAAUGGCCAGGAGAAGCCAUUUUCCUACCUGGACAACCAGGUUCUCACCGUGAGUGACCUUGGCAUGAGCCUGAGCCAGGGCUUCUCCCUGCAGUGGCUGUGACCUGGGGGCUGUGGGGUCACCUCACCAGGAGAUGCUCAAGGCUCAGCCCCUGAAGCCAGGAUGGUGCCAUGGAGGGGACAUUGGGGACUGUCACUUGCUGCUGCUUGUCCCUCUCCAGCAGAGCUGGGGACAGGGGCUGUGGGAUGGGGCUCAGCUGCUGGGUGCCCCCUGCAUGGCCCUGGGUGAGGGGUGUGGGUACCCGUGGUUCCUGCUGCAAUAAAGGCAAGUGGAGAACUUG
Catharus ustulatus (Swainson's thrush) is the source of this 3152-nucleotide messenger RNA. RefSeq names its product lysosomal alpha-glucosidase-like. Gene Ontology annotation, molecular function: carbohydrate binding; alpha-1,4-glucosidase activity. The transcript has 20 exons. The record is from RefSeq and is a predicted model, not a curated record. Bases 101 to 2914 code for a protein of 937 amino acids. NCBI's taxonomy places the organism in Eukaryota, Metazoa, Chordata, Aves, Passeriformes, Turdidae. Gene Ontology annotation, biological process: carbohydrate metabolic process.